UGGGGGAGGGGGGGCGAGGGGAAUGAUUUGACGAGGGGCUGACCUGCGUUUGACGUUGUGGCCUUCCCUGCUAUGCAGGUGACAACGGCAAUGGCUCCCUCUCAUCAGAAGCAGCUGAAAGAGGACUUGAAGACGCACUUCACGGAUGAUGGUCCCGCAGGGAGGAACCCAGGAAAAGGGUCCAAACAUUGGAUUUGCAAGUACUGCGAGACCCGAUUCGACGGGACGGCGGCGCAUCUGAGAGCCCACUUCCUGAAGAAGUGCAGCCUGGACCUCCUGACUAGACCGUUGUCCGUGGAGGAGAGGGCGAGAAGGGCGGAGGGGCUUCGCAUGGGGAAGACCCUCGCAGAGCUCAUUGAAAGGGGGGAGAAGAGUUCUACGCCGACGAGCAACCUGCCAUCUGCCAGCAGUCUAGUCACCGGAGCGAUGGGUGCAUGUAGUGGAGCGGCUGAUGCUGGCGGUGUACCAUUGCGGGUGGCGACUUCUAGGGAGUGCGACCGUGCAGCGCCCCAAACAGGUCGACCAAUGAGGCAGAUGCUUAUCGAGGAUGCGGACAGCAUCAUUACUCGUAAUGAACACACGAGCCGCUUCCUCGAUAACUUCCUGUUCUGCACGAACCAACCCUUCAGUCUCGUUGACAACGAGUACUUCCUCGAGUUCAUCGACGCGGUCAAGAAGGCACAUCCGCCAUGGCUGCCAUACCACAGGGAUGACGCACGGACGAGGAGGCUGGACAACGCGUGUGAAAGGACGAGAGCAGACGUGACCGCCAUGACCACGAAGUGGCAGGUCACGGGCUGCAUGCUUCAGAUGGACGUUUGGUCUGAUAGACGCAACCGCCCCCAUCUGAAUGUGAUGGUGUCGUCCCCGAUCGGGACUGUCUUUUGGAAAUCAGUGUGCAUGGAGGGGAAAGAUAAAGACUCGGCGGCAUAUUUCAAGAUCCUUGAUGGAGUGAUCAAGGAGAUCGAGUCAAACGCAGUGGUUGGCGUUGUCAUGGACAACGCAAGAGUGUGUGUGAAGGCGGGUAAGAUGGUGGAGGCCGCUUACCCUCAGAUUUUCCGUGUCGGUUGCACAACGCAUCCCCUCGAUUUAGCACUCGAGGACAUGUACAAGCAUCUCGGUUGGCUGGCGGUGGUCGUCGACGCCGACAAUGUAGUCGGCAAAUUCUUCACGAAUGUGGACAAGGCGAGGGCUAUGUUCGACAAAUUCUCGCCGAAUUUGAAGUUGAAGCGGCCGGCGGUCACGCGAUUUGCCACGAGUCACGACAUGCUGGCUUCGUUGAAGAGAGGGAGGAAUGCACUCGAGAAGUGCGUCUGCAACACAGCGUGGGUGGACAAGAUGGUGAGGGCGGAUCAGCUCGCCGCUUUCCUUGAGGUCACCUCCAUUGUGCUGGGAAGGGACGGAUUUUGGGACAAGGUGGAGAAGGCCCUCGCAGUGAUGUCUCCUGUUGUGGAGCUGUUGCGCCUGGUCGACGGGCCAGGCACAACAAUCUCGAAGGUCUACUUCAAGAUGGAUGCGCUCGUUGAGAGAAUGCGUGGCCUCGAGUGUGUCACCCCGGGUGAGAAGGCCGACAUCGAGGACAUUCCAAUGCAUCUGUGCUCGUUCAUGACGAGUGAGCUGCACUGCGCGGCUGCCUUCCUUGACCCGGAGUUCCGACACAGUGCUUUGGCAGAGCGGGAUCGAGAGGUUCGCGCGGGGUUCAACAUUUGGUUGUACUCGUGGGCGCCGAAAGAUAAACCCAACCUCGACGAACUGAGCCGGCAAGUUGAUGACUGGACCAAACUGCGUGGGUCAUUCAACACACGAGAGGCAACGGAGGUGGCGCGUGUGAAACCAGCGGCCUUGUGGUGGCAAGCAUUUGGGGGAAAGCUGGACCUUCUGCAGCCGCAAGCCCUGGAACACCCAAUUGAUCCGGAGUUGCACCCGCGGCCUUGGGAGGAUGACCGACCGGUGCAGGCGGAAGUUGAGGAGUGGUACAACACGUGGGUGGCGACGGCGGUGUCCAAUGACGAUGAUGCAGCAGACACGCUCUAUGACGCGGAGGUGGGGGAGGAGGAUGGGGACGAGCCACUCAUGCGAACUUGGCUGCGAAAUGACGAGUGGGAUGACCAAGAGUGUGAGGCGGAGGACAUAGCCCUCGUGGGCUCGAGGGAAAAGGACUGGCACGAGUGCACAAAACCCGGCCGCUACAGGGAAUGCGAGCUGCGGAGGAAAUCAGGCAAUUCGCAGCCCUUACCGUCGGUGUUGUACACGGAAGAGGAACGGGCGCAGUUGUUGAAGGCACGCGCUGCCGGAACAUGGUUGUAUGGUGCAGGGGAAGUGUCCGGCAGCAGAAAACGUGGAAAAAAGAGAGCGCAACGCGAGGAAGUGGAGGAGGUGGUUCCGGUGGCGAAGGGGAGACGUGCGGACGGAGAGCCGAAAUGCAAGAGGGGCCGACCCUCAAACGCGGAGCUGGCAGAAAGAAAAGCCCAGAAAGCGGAAGCAAUCACUGCAAAGGCAGCUGCAGCAGCAGCAGCAGCGAGAUGUGCGGCAACCAGAAAAGGAAGGAAGAAAAAGGCGCGGAGCAAUGUCAUCGAUGAUGACGAAAGCGGCGAUGAUGCGGCGGCAGCAGAUGACAAUGAGGCAGCAGCAGCAGGCGACGAGGCGGCAGCAGCACCAUCUUCGGCAUCCUCAUCUUCCUCGUCAGACGAUGAGGAUGCAAGUGGGAGUGGGGCGGAGUCCAUGGAACACGGCGAAGGAGACGGGGACGGCACGGGUGAUAGUUCGGAGGGUAGCGAGGGGCAAUCCGGGGAGGAAGAGGAAGGAGACGGCGGGGAGGAGUAGGAGAGAGCAUCAGAGCUCACUCCUGCAAACUUUGAAAG
This is a messenger RNA of Chara braunii, 2861 nucleotides long. The record is from the annotation of a GenBank genome assembly. Lineage: Eukaryota; Viridiplantae; Streptophyta; Charophyceae; Charales; Characeae.